AGGCAACUUUUUCACGUCUCUAGUAAGUAUAAGUAAUUUCGAACAUCAUCCACCAAAUUGAUAUAUUGAUAUAUUGAUAAAUUCAUAUACUAACUAUAAUAUUUUUAGGGAGGCGUAAGUGCCGACACGUUCAUGUCGCAACGGCUACUGCAUAAACGACGUAAAAUGUCUCAGAACCAGUCCAGUAAUGAGUCGAGUGAUGAGUCGAGUGAUGAGUCAGAGUCCGAAUCUGAUUCAGAUGAAGAAGCUGAUGAUUCACCUGCUCGAGCAGGAGUCAUUGAACGAAUCACAUUAAAGAAUUUCAUGUGCCAUGACUCACUUGAAGUCAAUCUAGGUCCCCAGAUUAAUUUUAUUAUUGGUAGAAAUGGUUCAGGUAAGAGUGCUAUAUUGACGGGGAUAUCGGUAGGAUUAGGAGCCAAAGCUACUGAUACAAAUAGAGGUAAUUCAAUUAGAGAUUUAAUCAAAGAUGGCAAAUCAACUGCCCGAGUAUCGAUAGUAUUUCUUAAUGAAGGAAUAGGAGCAUUUAAGCCGGAAUUAUUCGGGAAAAGAAUCAUUAUUGAAAGAAGACUUCAACGAGCAGGAGCCAAUUCUUAUUCAAUUAAAUCUGCAUUAGGUAAAACUGUAUCAACGAAAAAGACCAUGCUUGAUGAAAUUCUUUAUAAAUUCAGUAUAACCAUUGAUAAUCCCUUAGCGUUUCUUUCCCAAGAUAAAGCUCGAGAAUUCUUAACUUCAACAACUGAUAGAACUAAAUAUGAUUAUUUUAUGGCAGGAGCAUUUAUAAAUGAUAUUCUUGCCAAUUAUGAUGGAACAGUGCAAAAUAUUGUUCAAGUAGAUGGGAAAGUUCAACAAGCUAAAGAAUUUUAUCAAGUAUGUUGUCAAAAGUAUAAAGAGAUUGCCGUAGUAUAUAAUAGACAUCGACAAUCUGAUUUCUUAAGACAGAAAUUAACUAAUUUACAUGGGAAAGUUUAUUGGUAUAAUGUUCAUCAUGUUGAGAGGAAAGUCGAGCAAUAUGAAGUUAAUCGUCAACGAUUGAAUCAAGAGAUUAAUGAUUUAGAUAAUGAAAAGCAGAAGUGUGAGAAUGAUUUAGCCAAUUCUCAAUUAAGUAGACCUGAAUUAGAUAAUUCAGUUAACCAGUUAAGUAAAGAAUUCGAAGAGAAGAAGAAAGUGUUUGAAGAGACUCGAUCGAUUCGUCAAUCGCUUCGAGAGCAAUUGGUGGAUUUAAAUAAUGAAAUAGUUAAGGGACAAGAAGAUAUUGAUAAAUUAAAACAACAAAUUGUUAAGAAUGAAGAAGGUAUAGAGAUAGAACAUCGAAGAUUAGAUGAAAUUAAUGGAGGAUCUAAAGAGACUUUACAUGAGAAUUUAGAACAAUUACAAGAUCAAAGACGUGAACUCUUAUUAGAAAGAGAUGAAACAAGAGCUAAACUUGAAAAUUUAAAACAAGGAGAUUCUGAACAAGAUCGAAUUCGUAGUGAAAUCGAUCAAGCUCAUGAAUCUAUAGCUCAAUUGAAUCGGAAAAAGCAGGAUCUUGAACGUUCAUCUAAGGAUCAAUAUGCUCCAUGGAGUAGUAAAAUGAAACGAGCCAUUGAUCAAAUUAAUAAUUAUAAAGGAUGGAAGAAACUUAAACCCAUUGGACCACUUGGAAGUUAUAUUGAAGUUAAGGAUGAAUAUAAAGAAUGGAAAACGUUAUUAAAUACCGUUUUAAUUAAGACUCUUGAUUCCUUUUUAGUAUGUGAUGAUGGAGAUCGUCAAGUACUCUUAAAGAUUUUAAGAAGUAAUAAUUUAAGAAAUAAUAUUAUUGUAAGAAACCCGGAGAAAUUUGAUUAUCUUCGAGGUAAAGCUACUAAUCAAAUUACCUUUUUAGAUAUGUUAAAUAUUAAUAAUGAUCAUGUAUUAUAUACUAUCAUUGAUUCUAAUAAUAUUGAGAAAUCCAUUAUUGCCAAGGAUAGAAAUCAAUCAACUACUCUUUGUCAUCAACCUAAUGUUAUGAAUGUAUAUACAUUAUUCUCCAAGAGUUCUGGUUCAAGAACUAGUCAAUCAGGUAAUACCACUAGACAAGAUCCAGUAUAUUAUAAUCAAUUCUUAGCUAAAUUUGCUAAUGGAACUAAUAAUUCUGAAUAUGAAUUACAAGAAAUUACAACGGGAAUUAAUGAGGCUCAUAGUUUUAUAAAUGAUAGUAAACGAGAACAAAGAAGACUUUCACAAAUGAGAAAUACAAAGAUUAAACAAUAUGAAGAUGAAUUAAUUAAGAGAAAUACUUUAUUACAACGAUUACAAGUUGAAAUUGGGAAUAUUGAGAAUAAACUUCGAGAAGAUGGAGAUAUCUCUAAAGUUGAAUCCUUAACGGUUCAAAUAGAAGAAUUUAAGAGUCAAAUCUUGAGAACUGAAGGAGUUCUUGCUUCAUUAGAUGAAGAAAUGGAGAGUAAAAGGAAUGAAUUUGAUGAACUUAAUGAUACUUUAAAGCUUGUUAAAGAUCAAGUACUUGAAGUUAAAGAUCAAAAGGAAGCUGCCGAAAAGAAAUUACUUGAUUUAGAUACAGAAGUAGCAGUAUUUAAAGAUAGUUUACAACAAUAUGAUAUCGAAAGGAAUCGUCGAGAAAUCGAAGUUAAACGAUGUGAAGCUAAAAUUGAAGAAGGGACAGGUAAAUUGAAUGAAUUAAUUCGAAUUGCUGAAGAGAAAUGUCGUAGAGAUGAAGUAACAAUUACUGAAGAAGAUACUCAAGAAUCUAUAGCCUCUGAAUAUUCAGAAGUUCAACAUCAAAUAAGAGAAGCAGAAAAGCAAAUUGGGAAAUCUCUUGAAGAAGUUCAACGAGAAUUACUUGAAGCUAAAGAAAAGAGAAAUAAUGCUAAUCAAAUAUUAGAAGAUUUAGAUAGAACAUGUCGGAAAUUAGACAAGGAUUUAAAUAUUCGAUUUAAUUUCUUACAUACUACUAUACUUUCAAGUGUUCAACAAGCUAGUAGAACGUUUGAAAAUGCGUUAGGAUUAAGAGGAUUCCGAGGAACUUUGGAAUUUGCCUUUGAUAAGAAGACUUUAACCUUAUUGGCUCAAACCAAGAAUGAUAAGGAAAGAAGAACGGUCGAUUCAUUAUCAGGAGGUGAGAAAUCAUUUGCUCAAAUUGCCUUAUUAUUAUCGAUUUGGAAGAUUAUGGAUUCUAAAAUUAGAGGCCUAGAUGAAUUCGAUGUGUAUAUGGAUUCAGUUAAUCGAUCCAUUAGUAUUAAGUUAUUAUUACGAGAGCUUCGGAAGUAUCCCAAGUCUCAGAAUAUCUUUAUAACUCCGCAGGAUAUAGCUGUAGUGGGAGAUAUUGAUAGUAGUGAUGUUAAGAUUCAUCGGAUGUCCGAUCCGAGACUGGAUUAGGGUAUACUAUACUGUGUACUAUAUACUAUAUACUAUAUACUAUAUACAAGUGCUAUACUAUAUACAAUGUAGAAUACGAUGUACUAAGUACUAUAUACAUACUAUACUAUAUAGAUAUACUGUGUACUAUACAUGCUAUACUAUAUAGAUAUACUGUGUACUAUACAUGCUAUACUAUA
Scheffersomyces amazonensis is the source of this 3530-nucleotide messenger RNA. RefSeq names its product DNA repair protein (gene SMC6). Gene Ontology annotation, biological process: double-strand break repair via homologous recombination. The record is from RefSeq and is a predicted model, not a curated record. The transcript has a single exon. Gene Ontology annotation, cellular component: site of double-strand break; nucleus; Smc5-Smc6 complex. Bases 133 to 3351 code for a protein of 1072 amino acids. Gene Ontology annotation, molecular function: damaged DNA binding; single-stranded DNA binding. NCBI's taxonomy places the organism in Eukaryota, Fungi, Ascomycota, Pichiomycetes, Serinales, Debaryomycetaceae.